Messenger RNA from Biomphalaria glabrata, 1818 nucleotides. RefSeq lists its product as uncharacterized. The coding region runs from base 347 to 706 and encodes 119 amino acids. The record is from RefSeq and is a predicted model, not a curated record. The transcript has 3 exons. Lineage: Eukaryota; Metazoa; Mollusca; Gastropoda; Planorbidae.
CUUGUGUGUGUGUGUGUGUGUAAUUGUGUUUGUGCAAAGUUUAAAAAUAGUUCUAGUCCGCUGAUAUAUAUCUACAUCUAUCUCUUCCACACUACACAAUUCGAAACUAAUAGCGUUUUAUAGUUAUAAUCUUUUACCAAGACCAGUAAAAUAAGUACGCUACAAUGCGCAUGCGCAGACAAUUAUAGCAUAUAUAGAACCAAGUGAUAACAAGGAAAAAAAACUUAAAAUUAUUUUUCUAAGAAACGGAAAGAGGUUUAGCCGUGCAGCUAGAUCUAGUGGUUCUCAGAGUUAAUUGUUCUUUCAAUACAAGAUAUCUUCUUGAUAUAGUCUUCAAGAAACAAAAAUGGCGUCCAGAUUGUCGUCAAUCUUGAGAAUGUCCAUCAUGGCUUUGUUUCUACAACUUGCAGCAGCUGAAGCCGAGAUCGUGAGCACUUCCAAUGCAUGGGCAGUCAUCCCUGCGGUUCUCUUUGUGGUUGGAGCUAUCGUUGUAGUUGUGUACGUGCUUAAAGGAGCUAGCUCGGACCGAAACCCUGCAGGCAACUCAAACUCUGGCACUAACACCAAUACCAAUACAAGCUCCAGUACUGAUCAAAACAAAGGUUCCGGGAGUACGAACAGUAACCCCGAAGCACAAGGCCAAGGAAAUUAUAAAGACAUUAGAGAUUUAAAAAGAGAGAUGCAGAAGCGACAAGAGCAGGCCUAGAAAGAAUGAACAUAUUUAUUGAACAUGAACAUGUAUUUUUUAAUAUUUGAAUGUUGCUAUUUGUUUGCUUCACUUCUGGAAAAUUUUAGAACUAUUGUUCAUUAUGUGUAUAAAAAUUUUCUUUACAGCGGACAUGGGAACAGAUUACUUCAAAGGAUGGUUCUUAUACACUCCAGUCGUUGUUGCAGUGAUUGGUGUUUGUAUGUUAGUAUUUGUUAUAGCAUUAUGUGGAUGGUUUAUUGAUUGGUUCCGAGAAAAACCUGAUCGCUCCAGACAAUACACAAAUCUACAUCCAUACAGAAAUGAAUACAUUGAACGCCAGAAGCGAUACGAUCAAGAUAAUUAUAGGAAUAACAUCUGACAUCCAUACAUCUAAUUUCAACCUUGUCAUUUGUCGAUACGCCGAUUGUGGUCAUUAGAAUAACUAGAUCUAUAAGCAAUAUAAUGUCAAUUUUGUUGUGUGUGGUACAACUUAGUAUAAUCUGAAUAAAAUAAUUUAGACACAUUCGUAAAACAUUUUCCUCUAGUAUAGUAGGGAUCAUUAAAAUUAUUAUUUCUAUAGUUAUAUAAAAUGCUGGAAAAAAAAUAUAGAAAUGUAAAAACCUUUCUUCUUGAUGAUAUACACACAUCAUCAUAUACUAUUAAGAAUCUAUUGUUACAAAGUUGUCAUUUAGAGUUGGCAACUGAUUAAUGCUCUGGCAGUGGACUAAUUUUUUAGAAGACACGCAUAUAAUAAAUCCAUUUUCUUUUGUAUUUUUAAUGUUUUAGACUUUGUUAAUGUUUUUAAAAUCUGUUUAGUUUGGUUAUUGUUCAAUUUUGUAACGGCGAUAUUAUGAACUAGUUCGAAAUUUGUUCAAACUUGAUGCAUUCGAUGACACUAUAGCAUUCAUAUAUAUAUAUAUAUAUAUUUGCUUUUAGAUAUUUAGUUAUCUGUUUCUGACAUCUAAUUCUAACCUUGCCAUUUCUUAUGACAUCUACGCGUUGGGAAAUGUCAUCAAUGUCACUAUGUAGAUUAGUUCAAUCUGAUCUAUACGUUAAGUAUAUGACAUUUUGUUUAAAAAUCUUUGAGUGAAUACUUAUAGUCAAUUAAAUUUAUAUCCAAAACUGUACAA